Hyposmocoma kahamanoa is the source of this 2701-nucleotide messenger RNA. It is a transcript of the gene MRG15, whose product is annotated as mortality factor 4-like protein 1. Gene Ontology annotation, biological process: chromatin organization; regulation of DNA-templated transcription. The record is from RefSeq and is a predicted model, not a curated record. NCBI's taxonomy places the organism in Eukaryota, Metazoa, Arthropoda, Insecta, Lepidoptera, Cosmopterigidae. The transcript has 6 exons. Gene Ontology annotation, cellular component: NuA4 histone acetyltransferase complex; nucleus. The coding region runs from base 103 to 1107 and encodes 334 amino acids.
AUGGCCGACAGGUUAUAGCAAAAGUACGUACUUUGUGGGUUGUGGGUUAUAGCAAAGCAAACGACGACUGACGCUUUACCGCUAUUGCAUCAAGUUAAAAAAAUGGCACCACCGAAGCCAAAGUUUGCUGAAGGUGAAAAAGUGUUGUGUUUUCACGGUCCCCUAAUUUACGAGGCGAAAUGCUUAAAAAGCUCUGUUACAAAGGAUAAACAUGUUCGAUACUUUAUUCAUUAUGCUGGAUGGAACAAGAAUUGGGAUGAGUGGGUACCGGAAAGCAGAGUUCUGAAAUAUAAUGAGGCAAAUGUGCAAAGACAAAAGGAGGUGCAAAGGACCCACUCUGCACAGCCUACAAAGACCAAAAAGACUCCAGCAAAAGGACGCAAAUCUGAGACCACAACCAGUACAACACCGGCACGAGAGGAGUCUCGUGCUUCUACACCUGCAGGUAAAGAAGCCGAGACACCAGCACCUGCAAAAGCCACAAAGACUGCUAGCAAGGACACUCCAGCUGACUCUGGAUCUGACCAACCCAAGAAAAAACGCGGUCGACUCGACCUAUCCAUCGAGUCAGAGGAGCAGUACCUAACAAAGGUUGAAGUCAAGAUCAAAAUCCCCGAAGAGCUCAAAGUAUGGCUUGUCGACGACUGGGACGUGAUAACUCGGCAGCAAAAACUGGCAAUUUUACCAGCAAAAUUAACCGUGGAACAGAUUGUAGAUAACUAUUUAGCAUUCAAAAAGUCGAGUAAAGCACAUAAUCAAGCGAAAGAAUCAGUUCUAGUUGAUAUCACAGAAGGUAUUAAAGAGUAUUUUAAUGCGACUCUCGGAUCACAACUGCUUUACAAAUUUGAGAGGCCACAAUAUAGUGAAAUAUUACAAGAGUAUCCUGACGUGCCUAUGGCACAAGUAUACGGCUCUAUACACUUGUUAAGACUUUUCGCAAAAUUGGGUCCAAUGCUGGCUUACACGUCAUUAGACGAAAAAUCACUCCAGCAUGUUUUGACUCAUAUACAAGAUUUUCUUAAGUAUAUGGUAACCAAUCGGUCGACGUUAUUCAACCUGCAGGAUUACGGGAAUGCGACGCCGGAGUAUCAUAGAAAAAUUCAAUAGCAUUUUCUGUGUAACCGAUACUAUACAAAAUAUAAUGACCAGUUUAUAAAUCACCCUUUGAAGUUUACAGUUCAAGGCAAGCAAUAGCUUAAGUAGGAAGGGAAAUGAAAAUUUAUUUUGCGAAUAUCCAAAUAUUAUAGCUUACAAUUUUAUAGCAGUUUCAAAAUUGUUAAGAUUCGUGCAAAUGUAUAUUUCUAUACUAAUGUUGUUUAUGUAUGCUAGGGCGUAAUUUCAGAAAAUGCGUAAACAAUUUUUCACCCCACUAGCUUGGAAAGGCUUUUUUCUCAUUAGAAAUUGCGCGAUUUUUUUUUUCAAAAUUGCUUUUUGCACGCUACCGUGGAAAAGCUUUUUGAAAUUCGAACUUGACCAUGGACUGUAGUGCACAUAACUUUUUCUUUCAAUGGAAAAAAAAAACAUAAUGACACGUUCAACUGGUUCUGGAAAUAUCAUUGGGUUCUACGUGAUUUGUAAUAUAAUGUAAAAACGCGUGUGUUCCUCAACUUGACAUUGGCGAAAUCAUCGAUUAUUUCGAUGGGGCCAUCUUUUAAAAGAAGAAGAAGAAUCCGUUAGUAUAUUUUAUUAUUAUUAAUGUUGACAUUAAAUUGACAACGAUAACUAAUUUUGUUUAUUAAAUUAUUUUAAUUCGUCGAAGAACUAAACUGAUUUGUUUAUAGUUUAGUAACUAAACUGUUUUUCGUCUACCAUUCUCCUCGCUAUAGUGAGGUGAAAAGUUGUGUGUUUCGCUCGGCAACAAAGUUGUUUUGCGUCUCGUGUCUUGAAACCCUCGCUACGCUCAGGAUUCUAUUUGUGAACCACUCGCUUCCUUGUGGUUUAAUCUUUAGACUCCUUCGCUUGCUCAGGUUUCAAUAUGAGCCCUCGCGUCAAACAACAACUUUGCAGCCUUGCAUAACAAAUAACUAUUAAUAGAUGUAUUUGUUUGCCUACCUAUGCAAAAUUUAAGGAUGACAAAAAAUAUAAAAAUAACAAUUUGAAAAGGGCAUUACAAAAGUAGCACUACACUUUUAUUCCCAAUAACAUGUACACUUUGUUUAAGGACUUUGAAAGUAUAACGACCCUUAUAACCUGAAGUUGUUUUAUCCGUCAUCAUAACUUAAUGUUAAAAAGUUGAUAUAAUUAAGUUGACAUAUUUUAUCUACGUAUAUAAAAAGUGUGUUUGUAUGUUUGCAUGCGUUUAGUCGUUAUUCGAUGGUGAUUAGACUUUCGUGAGUUGUUGUGCCCACACCUGCAAAAGUUUCUGACGUAUUAGAACAAUUUAUCAGGUGGCCCAGUUGUUCAAGAAAAUUAAAUGUGGUUACUGGUUUAUUUGCACAUGUACUUUUAUAAAAAUAUUUUAUUACAGUGGCAUUGUAACGCCCGGUUCAGCUAGUUAAUAAAAUGUACAUACUUAAAAGUCUGUUUUCAUUUAAUAUUCUUUAAUGUAGACCUCACUUAUUUUAUUAAAUUAAUUUCGACAUACGUUUAAAACGUUCGUGUUACAAGUACACGGGGCUAUCAGCGCAAAAGUGGUGUAACCCACAUUUGUUUUUCUAUAAUAUAUUUUAAAUGAUUUUAGAAUUUUAUAAUUAAAUGUUUU